ACCUGUCUUUCUCUUGAUCUCUGCCUACCCACUCAUAUUCGCAAUGGAGCCUAGCCUUCCCCCGGUGAUACCUUACGAGAAAACGCCUGGUCGACUCCGCAAUGACCUUUUGAACCGACUGCGUUGGGACAUCUUUGGUUCGCUGAAACACAUUCUGGUUAAGGAGAACGGAAUUGUUACGCCCUUCUCAGGUCACCACAUUGCGUCCUGGUCCUUGGCAGAUCCACCUUGUAACAAUCUCGCAGUCAACAUCGAUACAUGGGCUUAGCUACUUUGUGACCUCUCCAAGCUCGUGUAGAACGCCGAUUUGGAGGUUCUUGCACUUGUAUCAGCCUUGGCUGACUGC
Cucurbitaria berberidis CBS 394.84 is the source of this 346-nucleotide messenger RNA. RefSeq lists its product as uncharacterized. The transcript has a single exon. Bases 44 to 268 code for a protein of 74 amino acids. NCBI's taxonomy places the organism in Eukaryota, Fungi, Ascomycota, Dothideomycetes, Pleosporales, Cucurbitariaceae. The record is from RefSeq and is a predicted model, not a curated record.